AUGUACGCAUUGGUGAGAGCUUUAGAGACAUGGCAACACUAUCUUUGGCCCAAAGAGUUUGUGAUUCACACAGAUCAUGAGUCAUUGAAGCAUUUGAAAGGGCAAAAUAAGCUUAACAAACACCUUGCUAAAUGGAGUGAGUUCAUUGAGUCCUUUCCAUAUGUGAUCAAAUACAAGCAACGUAAAGAUAAUAUGGUUGUGGAUGUGUUAUCUCGAAAGUAUGCAUUUCUUUCUACUUUGAAUGCCAAAUUCCUUGGUCUUGAGCAUAUUAAAGAGAUUUAUGAGCAUGACUCUGAUUUUGGCAAUGUGUUUAAUGCUUGUGAAAAAGGUGCUUGUGAUAAGUUUUAUAGACAUGAUGGGUUUUUGUUUAAAGAAAAACAUUUGUGUAUUCCCAUAUGUUCUAUGCAUGAGGUAUUAGUUAGGGAAGGUCAUGAGGGUGGUUUAAUGAGACACUUUGGAAUUGCUAAGACUUUAGAUUUUUUGCAUGAUGUUUUAUAUUGGCCUAAUAUGAAAUGA
Molecule: messenger RNA, 516 nt
Organism: Ricinus communis (castor bean)
Lineage: Eukaryota; Viridiplantae; Streptophyta; Magnoliopsida; Malpighiales; Euphorbiaceae
Exons: 1
Coding region: 1-516 (171 amino acids)
Source: RefSeq, a predicted model, not a curated record